Messenger RNA from Misgurnus anguillicaudatus (oriental weatherfish), 2804 nucleotides. Its product is annotated as dual specificity testis-specific protein kinase 2. The record is from RefSeq and is a predicted model, not a curated record. Gene Ontology annotation, cellular component: cytoplasm; nucleus. NCBI's taxonomy places the organism in Eukaryota, Metazoa, Chordata, Actinopteri, Cypriniformes, Cobitidae. Gene Ontology annotation, biological process: actin cytoskeleton organization; protein phosphorylation. Gene Ontology annotation, molecular function: ATP binding; protein serine/threonine kinase activity.
GGGGUCGAACUGAACCAUCGUGACGUCAUUGCCAUUGGUUUCCUUCUACACACAGCACAUUAAACCCGCAUCAUCUCAUCUUUUCUGGUCUGGAUUACUUUAAACCCACAGUGAAGCUGCCAGUCUGAAGGAAGGCGGUUUUGCUAUAUUUGAUGAUUGCCUUGGUUGAGUAAGUGACGGAAAAUGGAAACGCUCUAAGAGCGAUGCCACGGGUUUACCUCCCACUAAACUCAAUUCAUCCUCAGAACUGAAUUAGUUUAGUCUUUAAAAAAUAUCGAUUUCAUUUGAACACUCAGUUAUCAGUCAAUCAUCAACAACAGCGAAGGUGAAGACGCUGGGUUUUGUUACAACUGUGAGUAGCCGCGAGCUUCUGUGAUAUAGCCACUGGCCCUCCACCCACCUCAAGAUGCACAUGAAUAGCUUAUUAAACCAGUGCACGGAGAUCUCCAGGAUGUGUGAGGUGGACGUUUCAUCUGAGCCCACCAGCCCGACGCUGUUUAGAGAGUCUUCUGAUACGUACUGCCAUGUGGACCGUUGGCAGAAAUUACGCACAGCUGUCCGCAAACUAGAGUUUUGGGAAAACUUCACUCAUGAGCUCAUUGGCAGUGGCUUCUUCUCAAAGGUUUACAAGGUGAACCACAAUACAACACGAAAAGUGAUGGUAGUAAAGAUCUAUAAGAACGAUGUGGACCAGGACAGUAUUGUGCGAGAAAUCAGCCUUCUGCAGAAGCUCUCUCAUCCUAACAUAGUGAGGUAUCUGGGUAUUUGUGUGAAAGAGGACAAAUUAUACCCUAUUCUGGAGUACGUUAGUGGCGGAUGUUUAGAGGAGCUGUUGGCCAGAAAAGAUGUUCCUCUGUGCUGGAGAGAGAAAGUGGAUCUGGCCUCUGACAUCACCAGAGGAAUGAUUUAUCUGCACUAUAAAAACAUCUACCACAGAGAUCUUAACUCUAAGAACUGUCUGAUAAGGGUUACUGCCAGAGGCCGAGAGGCGCUGGUGACUGAUUUUGGGUUGGCUCGAGAGGUGGUUGAACUUCCUGCAAAGGACAGAAAGCUUUCACUUGUGGGCUCUGCCUUCUGGAUGGCACCCGAGAUGUUACGUGGAGAGCCCUACGACCGCAAGGUGGAUGUUUUCUCUUUUGGGAUUGUUUUGUGUGAAAUCCUGGCUAGAGUCCCAGCAGACCCAGAAAUUCUUCCACGAACACAGGACUACGGCUUGGACGUGCCAGCAUUCAGCAAAAUGGUCAGCGGGUGUCCUCAGCAUCUUUUGGAGCUGGCAGCAAGCUGCUGUCUGAUAGAGGCUUUCAGGAGACCCUCUUUCACAGAGCUUCAGGAGGAGUUGGGUGAAAUCUCUGAAAGUUUGGAGUCUGAUCUCACGACAGGCUGAGCUGCAGCAGGUGCUUCGGUAUCCCACCAGCCCUGCAAUAGACACCAACAGCUGGACACAGUCAAUCACAAACCCAGCUGAAGAUUUAUUACUGAGCUCCUUGCAGCUUAAGGACAUUUUAUGGACUUGAAGCUUGGUGAGCUUCCCUCAUCACAGUUUAACUCAGCACAACUGUAUGUAGUUUGUUCUGCAUACAGUAUACAUACACACUGUAAAAAUGAUGUCAGAUCAACAUAUAUUUUUACUUUAAGUUAACACAUUAAAAGAAACAAUUUCAACAUGUUUUAUAAGUUAUGUUAUAACUUAUCACAAGUCAAAAGUUAAUAAUAGUAGGUUGAAAAACUGUUGUAUGAGGUUUUAGCUAAAGUGUGCCUAGCUGUUUGCAGUGUCAACAUUUCAAGAUAAGGAUUUCUGCGUUUUAUAUUAAUCCUUUUAUAUUUAAAAUAUCGGUCUGAGACACUUUAUCCAAAUCUCACAAAGCAUGGUUUCAAAUAACCAAAUAAGAUUUUUUAGCGAGUAUUUGGUAAAUAUACAGUAUAUAUUAUUAUUAUUGAGGAAAACAUUUAUUUUGGUACUAUCCAUCCCAAAAUGCACAAAUAUAUAUUGACUGUUUUUAUACUAGGACAAACUUGUUUGAAAAAGUCAAGAGAGUAUUUUCUUUACUGUUAAGCAGUUUAUACAAAAGCAAGUUCCUAGUUGUAGUGUUUGCUUUCACUGUGAGCUGAGCUCAUGCACUUUGUAAACUCUCCAUAUAGAGCAUUGUUUUCUGCCUUUAAGGCGUUUGUGUUGCUGUGACUCACCAGUAGUUAUAUUGCAAUGCUCUGACUGAGUGUUUGGUGAUUUUUUUUUUAAUGUUUAAUCAAACAACAAAGCUCUAACAAUGUAAGUUCAAUGCACAUGCUUCAUUGUUUAUGUUGGUUUCUUUUACCUAAUACAUUUAUAGUCUUUAAACAUUUUACGAUAAUGUGGCAUAAGAAAUUUGCGGCAAACUAUUAUGUUCAAGCUGGAUGAUGGUGUGCAAGGCAUAAAAUUAGUCAAAAAUGUCUUUACAUUACUCAAUACUGAAAUGUAUUACUUGCCACCAAUGUUAUGGUUGUUUUUAUUUUGUCAAUUGUUUAAUAAUUAAUAUUUAUAAAUAAGUUCAUAAAACAUAGCUGCUUUUUAUUAUGCGUUUAAUGCUGUUGUGAAUUGUAUUUGGAGAUCUUUGAAGUUAACAUAACAAAAUCGAUAUUCUGUGCCUCUGAGAAUCUCAUAAAGAGAAUAUUUUCAUGCUAAGCUCACCGUCAUGGGUACGCAGACCCAAUCAUGCAUAUUCUAAAUCUUUCUGUGGUUUGUAGUGUUUUUGUAAUACUUUGUGUAAAGAUGAAAGAAAGCGUAUUUGAACAGUGUUUAUUUUUCAAAUAAAAUGAUUGAAAACCUG